ACCACGCCCACAUACAGGUAAGGGGCGGGGUUUUAAUGUGAAACCUCGAGGUGAAACUAAUCCAUAAGCAAAACGAGAAGAAUCAUUAAAUCCAGUGGAGUAGUCAGGAGCCUUGUUGAUGUGAGAAAUGCCGGAGCGGCACUAUAAGACGAGGAACCAGAACUAUCCCGAGUCUGACAGGAGAGAGCGGGACAGAGACUACAGGAGAGACAGGAGAACCGAGUCAUACAGGGAGGACAGGAGCACAGAUUAUCGUUACGAAGACAGAACGCCAAACUACAGAGAACCUGAUCAGGAAGUAUAUACAUCUAAUGAAUCAACAAAGGAAGAAGCUCUUUACAACCUAAAGUAUAUUCUUACAUCCAGAGGCCUUUGCCAGGGAGCACAGUUUGUCGUGAACUUGCUGAUUGUGAUUUGUGCCGGCGUUCCGUACAGCAACAAGGGUCGAUAUCAGGACAUCGCCAACCUGGGUGGACUCUACUACUACUACUAUGGCGGGGCUCAGGCAUUCACGGUGCAGGAAGCGGCGAAAGUAAAUGAGCUGGACGACCUUUUCUAUAAGCUCAAGAUCCCUCCGUAUAUCUACAGCAUGGCAUGUGGUGGCGCGCUGAUGGUUUACGCGUUAAUCGUGCUGGCGCUCGGGGUGUUCCGUGUGCCCUACCGCUACCCCGUCGUGCUGCUGCCCGAGGCCCUACUGGACGCACUGAUAAGCCUGGGGUAUAUCCCUGCGCUGGCCUUUUACUUCAUCAAAGUCAAAGAGACGUACAGUAACCCGAUCUGCAAGCAGAGAGAGGAGAUGUACAUGACCAAAAACAUCAAGGGUUACGAGUGCAGCCUGAGCGGGACGGACGUCGCAGGUGGCAUCUUCGGCGUGUUGGGCGUCUUUGUGUUCAUGAUGAGCGCCGUGUUUGCCGUGAGAGCGUUUAGAGCCGUCAGACAGAUGAAGCAGCAGAGGGAGGCAGAGAAUGACCGCUUCUAGACCUCUAAACACUACCACUGUAAAAUCGAUGGAGGAAGCGCAGGGGAUCGCUGGAUCAUGUUACCUGGGAACGUUUGUUACUCUAUUAGCUAUGCUGAUUUUUAUGCACAUAUGCUGAUUUUUUAAGGAUUUUUACUUCACUACACUUUUUAUGUUUACAAUAAACAUUAAUGUGAAUUAAUAUACAAUUUAUUUGUAUAGCAUUUUUAACGGUGGACAUUGUCUCAGAGCAGCUUUACAGAACAUAAGAAACAUAAUACAAAAAGUUUAUUAUACAAAUAUUAAUAUAAUAAAAAAAAGUUAAGAUUAAUAUUAAACUUUUAAUAUUAAACAUUUAUAUGUGUUUGUAUUUAUCCAUAAUGAACAAGUCUGAGGUGACUGUGGUGAGGAAAAACUCCCUUAAGCAGAAGAGGAAGAAACCUUGAGAGGAACCAGACACAAAAGUGAACCUCAUCCUCAUGUGGGUGACACUGGAGGGUGUGAUUAUAAAUAUACAGUCCGACAAUUGUGUAUUAAUGAGGAGGAUGUUGUCCUCAAAGACCACAUGGAGUUAGCAUCUCCUCUUAACAUGUCUGAAUAUUUCAUGACGCGGAAUCCAACUAAACAUCUGGAACAUCUCUAGAUGCCUCAGGAUCCUCACAGGGUCGGUCUCAUCUCAAUGAAGGUCCAAAAUCUUCAUGAUGCAGAACACAACUGGAGCUGGUACAAUUUCUGUAUGCUUUGGGAUGGGUAGAAAAAGUGAAGCAGUCGAUGGGAAUUAGCGUAGCUGCUGUUCAUAAUAUUAGCAAGUACUAGAUGAUAAUGUGCAUGUGGUCAGAUGUAAUGGAGCACAAGAUUAUGGGAAGUACUGUAUGUGUAUGUCUGACUAAAGAGACAUGUCUUUAAUCAUUUAAACUGGAAAAGUGUGUCUAAGCCCUUUCCCAGUUUAAAUGUAGAUUAAAAAUGUAGACAACAAAAGAAUUACUUUUCCAUGUUGUAUUUACCUUUAACUAAAUCUCCCAAAACCAGUACAUCAACGCUUCCAAUGAGGAUCUUUUUAUAUCUCAUAAGCGUCAACAAUCUUGUUUCCGAAGGCCUCAGCGAACUCUUGGAUCUCACCACGGUGAAACCUCUCACUUCAACAAUUAAGAGCAAAUAUCUGAGGUUUAAAUAACGUCCUAAUAAUUUACACCUGAUGCGAAUCACCUGUAGGUCAUUUUAUCCAUUUUAAGGACAAAUAAAUGUGGGCUUGUCCUCACCUCUUUCUCACAAGAAA
This is a messenger RNA of Tachysurus vachellii, 2234 nucleotides long. It is a transcript of the gene marveld3, whose product is annotated as MARVEL domain containing 3. NCBI's taxonomy places the organism in Eukaryota, Metazoa, Chordata, Actinopteri, Siluriformes, Bagridae. The transcript is spliced from 4 exons. The coding region runs from base 128 to 979 and encodes 283 amino acids. Gene Ontology annotation, cellular component: membrane. The record is from RefSeq and is a predicted model, not a curated record.